UCCGGUUGCUUUUGUGCACUGCCCAAACAGGUCCUUCUUUCCGGUACAGGAGCAUGCCGAGAACAGCUGUUCACACAUUGACAACCAACUGUUAAACGUCUUCGCAUCUUUUUGGGGACAAAAGUCAAAAGCAGAAAUGACUAAAGAAGAAGUACAAGGAGCCACGGAGGAGGAGCAGCAGGCUCAGUCAAAGAAAGCCCUUAAGAAACAGCAGAAGGAAGCCGAGAAAGCAGCAAAGAAGGCUGAGAAACAGGCCAAGCUGGCUGCUGACCAACAAACCACUGAGGAAGAUGACUUUGCUAAGGACCGAUACGGAGUUCCAGCAAUGGUUCAGUCUCAGCAGAAACUGGACAGAGCGCUGGUCCUGGUCCAAGACCUGACUCCUGAGAAAGCUGACCAGCUGAUCUGGCUACGCGCCCGAGUUCACACCAGCCGAGCCAAAGGGAAGCAAUGCUUCUUGGUCCUGCGUCAACAGCAGUUCAACGUGCAGGCCCUGGUCGCGGUGGGAGAUCGUGCCAGCAAGCAGAUGGUCAAGUUUGCCGCAAACAUUACCAAGGAAAGCAUCGUCGAUGUGGAGGCCUCAGUGAGAAAAGUGGAGCAGAAGAUUGAGAGCUGCACCCAACAAGAUGUGGAGCUGCACAUUGAGAGAAUUUUUGUCAUCAGCCAAGCUGAGCCUCGCCUGCCUUUGCAGUUGGAGGAUGCUGUCAGGCCUGAAGGAGAGGGUGACGAGGAUGGCAGAGCUACCGUCAACCAGGAUACACGACUGGACAACAGGGUGAUUGAUCUCAGGACAACCACGAGCCAGGCCAUCUUCCGACUGCAGUCCGGGGUGUGCCAACUCUUCAGAGACACCCUCACCAAGAAGGGCUUUGUGGAGAUCCAGACUCCUAAAAUCAUAUCUGCUGCCAGUGAAGGUGGAGCCAACGUCUUCACCGUGUCUUACUUCAAAACCAGCGCCUACCUGGCGCAGUCGCCCCAGCUGUACAAGCAGAUGUGCAUCUGUGCUGACUUCGACAAGGUUUUCUGUGUGGGACCAGUUUUCAGGGCUGAGGACUCCAACACCCACCGUCACUUGACAGAGUUUGUGGGUCUGGAUAUUGAAAUGGCCUUCAACUACCACUACCAUGAGGUGAUUGACUCCAUCACUGACACAAUGGUCCAGAUCUUCAAGGGCCUCCGAGACAACUUCCAGACUGAGAUCCAGACAGUGAACAAGCAGUACCCCAGCGAGCCCUUCAAAUUCCUGGAGCCGACUCUGAGGCUGGAGUACACAGAGGGAGUGGCCAUGCUGCGGGAGGCAGGCGUGGAGAUGGGCGACGAAGAUGACCUCAGCACACCGAAUGAAAAGCUCCUGGGCCGCCUCGUGAAAGAAAAGUAUGACACCGACUUCUACGUGCUGGACAAAUACCCGCUGGCGGUGCGACCUUUCUACACCAUGCCUGAUCCAAACAACCCGAAAUAUUCCAACUCCUACGACAUGUUCAUGCGGGGGGAGGAGAUCCUGUCUGGAGCCCAGAGAGUCCACGACGCCCAGCUGCUAACUGAAAGAGCGACCUUCCACCAGAUCGAUCUGGAGAAGAUCAAAGCGUACAUUGACUCCUUCCGAUUUGGGGCUCCCCCACAUGGAGGCGGCGGCAUCGGCCUGGAGAGAGUGUGCAUGCUGUACCUGGGUCUCCACAACAUCCGCCAGACCUCCAUGUUCCCACGUGACCCCAAGCGCCUGACACCUUGAUCCAGUAACCACAAGAACAACCUGGGAUCAUGUGACUCAGAUGAUGGUGAAAGGGAACAUUCUUAGUCCAGACAGGGGAGAGGAGCUAUCAAACUAAUCGGAUCAUGAAUAAUAAGAUAGACAUAAUCACCACAGAGGAGUGAGUUUUACUGAUUUAUUGCUAAGGUGUCUAACAGUAUGUGAUCAGUCUGUUUACAAGCAGCCCUUAAAUGCACUCUGAAGGUCUUGGAGUCUGUCUUUGUCAGUACUUUUCUAUCACUUUAAGACCAGCACAGACUAAAAAAUAACCUUCUAAAUUGGGCCUGAAACAUGUUUUUCUAUGUAAGGAAAUAGCAAUCAUGGCUAAUAAAACAUUUUCACUCCUUA
Synchiropus splendidus (mandarinfish) is the source of this 2098-nucleotide messenger RNA. RefSeq names its product aspartyl-tRNA synthetase 1 (gene dars1). Bases 137 to 1732 code for a protein of 531 amino acids. Gene Ontology annotation, biological process: aspartyl-tRNA aminoacylation. The record is from RefSeq and is a predicted model, not a curated record. Gene Ontology annotation, molecular function: ATP binding; aspartate-tRNA ligase activity; RNA binding. The transcript has 18 exons. Gene Ontology annotation, cellular component: aminoacyl-tRNA synthetase multienzyme complex; cytosol; cytoplasm. Lineage: Eukaryota; Metazoa; Chordata; Actinopteri; Syngnathiformes; Callionymidae.